Andrographis paniculata is the source of this 1132-nucleotide messenger RNA. Its product is annotated as leucine-rich repeat protein 1-like. The transcript has 6 exons. Gene Ontology annotation, molecular function: protein binding. NCBI's taxonomy places the organism in Eukaryota, Viridiplantae, Streptophyta, Magnoliopsida, Lamiales, Acanthaceae. The record is from RefSeq and is a predicted model, not a curated record. Bases 207 to 860 code for a protein of 217 amino acids.
AUAGACCGAAGGAAUAUGUUUUUGGUUGAGGUUCUUCCUCUGAUUCUCCACUAACAGCAACAGCGUGCUCUCUUUCGUCAAUCAAUCCGUCCAAUCAAUCAAUCUUCGAACAAAUUCUUCCAAUUUCCAGCACUGAAUAAAUCCGCGCACUGUCCAGAACCUCAAUUCCGCACCAGACCUCAGCCAGUAUUUGUUCAAUUUCAGCUAUGGCUCCCAAGGAUCUGUUGAUUUUUCUUGCCCUAGGUGUCGCGGCAUCGUCGCUGCUGGUGAGGGAGGCUUGCGGGAAUUCGGAAGGCGACGCGCUGUACGCUCUUCGCCGGAGCUUGUCGGACCCUGACAAAGUGCUGGAGAGCUGGGAUCCCAAUCUGGUGAACCCCUGCACCUGGUUCCAUCUCACCUGCAACAAAGACAACCGCGUUACUAGGGUGGAUCUUGGGAACUCGAACUUGUCUGGCCAUCUUGUGCCGGAUCUUGGGAAGCUCGAACAUCUGCAGUAUUUGGAACUUUAUAGAAACAACAUUCAAGGAACAAUUCCUGCCGAGCUCGGUAACUUGAAGAACUUAAUAAGUUUGGAUCUUUACAACAACAAUCUAACCGGAAAAAUACCACCAUCGCUGGGAAAUUUGAAAUCUCUCGUCUUUUUACGUGUUAAUGAUAAUCACCUGACUGGACCAAUACCAAGGACCCUUACAGAAACAUCGAGCCUCAAAGUUCUCGAUGUCUCUAAUAACAAUUUAUGCGGCACAAUUCCUACAAGCGGUCCGUUCGAGCACAUUCCUCUAAACAACUUUGAGAAUAACCCUCGACUGGAAGGCCCGGAGCUGCAGGGACUCGUAAGUUAUGACACAAAUUGUUCAUAAAGACAUCGCAUCGAUAGACUACUAUGCAUGUAAUGAUCUUAUUAUUUCCAGUAGUGUACUUACUUUUCCGAUUAUGAAUGUUGAUGGUGUUGUGUGUGUGUUUUCCCGGUAAGAUGCCCCGCCCCACCCCGCCCGGCCCCGGCACUGUAAACUCGCCGUGGUUUCCGGUGUAGGUGACGACGAAAUUGCCAUCGAAUAACUAUUACUAGCUUGGUUGUAAAAGUUAUGGAUGAUGUCUCUUGCUGCUUAAUGUGCAACUACAUGUUUCUGUA